Messenger RNA from Labeo rohita (rohu), 516 nucleotides. RefSeq names its product lectin-like. Gene Ontology annotation, cellular component: external side of plasma membrane. Gene Ontology annotation, molecular function: carbohydrate binding. The record is from RefSeq and is a predicted model, not a curated record. The transcript is spliced from 6 exons. Gene Ontology annotation, biological process: biological process involved in interspecies interaction between organisms. Bases 1 to 516 code for a protein of 171 amino acids. NCBI's taxonomy places the organism in Eukaryota, Metazoa, Chordata, Actinopteri, Cypriniformes, Cyprinidae.
AUGGAAGUGAUUGGAACACCUGAUUACAAUUAUUUGGAAGGCUUUCUGUUGAUGACUCUCCUUUUUGGGAGUGGAAACUUGGAGAAAGAGUUUGUUGCUGGCCGUACAAAUGACAGUGAGUGGUGUCAUAUGCCUAAACUGUGUAAUGUGUACGGCUUUACUGACUGGUACAAAGUGGGCAAGCACUGCGUCAAAUACUUCAAAAAGCUUCUCAACUUCACUGAUGCCGAGUUCAGCUGUAGGAAGACAGCGCCUGGUACACACCUGGUGUCAGUGCAUAGUAAAGAGCAUAAUGAUUACUUGUCAAAAAAAUUUAACCCAAACAACCUGCGCUUCUGGCUUAGAGGCAGAAUUUUUUUCAGACUGGUAAAAUUUUCUUGGACUGAUGGAUCCUUCUGGGAUUUUCAAAUUUGGACACGUGGUGAGCCCAACAUAUACACUAGCACAGAGGAAUGUGUGGAGAUUAACUGGAAAGCUGUGUUUGUAAAUCAGUGCAAUGGAUGCUGGGAAGUGUAG